AUGAUAAAGAUAACACUUUUAAGGAAUUUAAAUAGUAAUUUUUCAUCCAAAACUCGUAAAUACGCUCGUAACUUUUCUUCAUCUAGCGGUUUUUCCGAAAUUGUUAUGAAAGUUUUGUCGAACUAUAAGUCAACGAAGGUUAAAAAUGUUUUCGUACUUGAAAAGAUAACGAAAUAUGACUUGGAGAUUCAAAAUGGCUUAUCGCCAUCUCAAAUCUAUAAAACAUUCCCAUUGGCUUAUAACACACAUCUAAAGCAUAAGAAGAUUAUGAAGUCAUUGAUUUAUCAUUUGAAAAAUGUUUAUAACCUUGAAACACAAGUUGUCAAAGCACAGUCAAAGGAGCUCUUACCAUUUGAAGGAUCGAAAAAUACUGAGAGAAUUAGACCAGACCUACUAAUUGCAGCAGGAGGUGAUGGAACGUUCCUAGAGGGAGCAUCAUUGAUACCAGCAGAUCAACUUUCCGAUAAACCAAUCUGGCUGGCAGGACUUAACACAGACCCUGAAAGGAGUAUGGGAACUUUAUGCAUGUCAUACUUCGGCCCAAAAAACGAACAACAUUUUAACUGUGGAUACUAUGACUAUGAAAAAUGCCAACCAACAUCUAAAGAUAGUUCAAGCCCUUCAAAAUCCGAUUCACCAGACCAAUCCUAUGAUUCUAGCAUCUUUUAUAAGAAUUUGAAAGAGUUUUGUAGUUAUUCCUAUAACCGAAUUAGUGAGAAGAGACUACAUUUUGAUGAUCCAAGUCUGUAUUAUGCAGAAGAUAACUCCCAAAUUCCAGUUAAAGGGGACGAUGUACUAAUUACCUACGACCAGUACGUUCGAGUGUUGUUGGAUAACUUGUUGAACUUUAAUUUACAUCCGAUACCAAGGCAAAGGUUAAGGUUUAAACUGUUCAAAAGGAAGAUGCUAAACUUCAAUAGGUUAAAAUCCGAUGAAAGCAACGAAACCUCAACCAAUUGUUUCGACAAUAGUGUGAUUGAAAAAAUACUUGUGAGAAACGCAAGUUCAAGCUUUGAGGAGAAGGAACUAAUCAAUGACUACCAUCCCUCAAACACAGAUUCAUACUCGUUACCCUACGGAAUCGUUAACGACGUUAUGAUAACAGGAGAAGACUUUGGAAAGUCCUUUUAUUCAAUAGUUCAAGUGGAUGAUAGGCCUUUGAAAAGAGUAAAGUCCUCUGGGAUUCUCAUAACUUCCGGGACAGGGUCUACAGCCUGGGCAUACAACAUAUCGAAAAUUAAUUUUUUCAAGGGAACCAGUUUGAUUAAAUGUCUACUUGAGCACCCAGAUGUUCCAAAAUCACUGGAAAAGGCCAUUAGUAACCAGAUACACAUUUAUGAUGAAAUAAUCAAGGAGUCUAUUGACUGUUUUAACCAUAAGCUAAAGAUGGACCCAUCCAGUUCCGUUAUGAGGUGCUUAAUCCGAGAGGAAAUAUCAAACAAGACAACUGACGAAACGAGUUUUUACAGCUGUAAACAAGUAAAGGUGGUCCCUCUUUGUAAAAAUGCAGUCGCGUGUGCGGAUGGAUCCACAAGAGUUAAACUUGAUUACGGCGACGUGGCUCUAAUCAAGACCUUUGAACGUGACUUGAUUUGGUCAUUAAUAUGA
Messenger RNA from Theileria annulata, 1608 nucleotides. RefSeq lists its product as uncharacterized. The coding region runs from base 1 to 1608 and encodes 535 amino acids. The record is from RefSeq and is a predicted model, not a curated record. Gene Ontology annotation, biological process: NAD+ metabolic process. Gene Ontology annotation, molecular function: NAD+ kinase activity. NCBI's taxonomy places the organism in Eukaryota, Apicomplexa, Aconoidasida, Piroplasmida, Theileriidae. Gene Ontology annotation, cellular component: mitochondrion. The transcript has 5 exons.